This is a messenger RNA of Dovyalis caffra, 162 nucleotides long. NCBI's taxonomy places the organism in Eukaryota, Viridiplantae, Streptophyta, Magnoliopsida, Malpighiales, Salicaceae. The record is from the annotation of a GenBank genome assembly.
AUGACUUUCCCAAAAGAAACCAUUAAUUUCUUGGACGGCUUUGAUUUCUCUCAAGAUCCUCGUGAGGAAUCCAUGCAUGAUGCAUCCACUCAAGGAACAGAAAGACCCAAGAGGAACGAAAGAGUUGUUGACAUGGGAGCGGUGGUAAGCAGUCUUCGAUAG